UUGAAUCUUCUGCGAGGAUUGCUCCACAGAGAGAAACACGACGCUGGGUCCAUAAGUCAGCAAAGCAGGCUGCUGUCGAGGCACUCGCUGCAACGUCGGGGCGCCGAGAACAGAAUAAUAAGGCACAACGAUGAAGCUCAACAGGUGUAAUCCGGCGCAUUUGCGAGUCACAGAAGUGGCACUAGCCGUUUUUUUCACGCUGAGUGUGCCAGUGGCCGUGGCCCGCAUAGUGGAUAGCAGAGGGCAAAGCAGCGGCGGCGUCUGUGAGGACAUCUACAGGCGCUACAACGAGGAUCACAUACUGUGCCGACAGCCCGAAAGCGCAUGCCAGCCUGUCGCCUCUGGAGUCGAGGGCGCCGACAAGGACAUCAUCCUUGCCGCCCACAACAGAUACCGGAGUCAAAUCGCUACUGGAAACAACUCGAGCUUUCCGCAUGCUUCCAACAUGUUGGAAAUGGAAUGGGACGACGAUCUGGCAAGGGUGGCGCAGGCCCAUGCCAAUCUUUGCAGUAACCAGCCGUCCUGCUCGUCGUGCAUGAGAAUCGAGAAAUUCCCACACGUCGGCCGCACCGGUUGCUUAAUACGCACCGAUUCUGAAAACAACACGGCUGACUGGGAAGGUUGCAUAGGAUACAUGUACAAGGAGUCACUCAGGAUUCCCACCACGAGUUCAAAUACGCCAUUGAGGACAAUGCGUGGAGUCGAAAGUUUCACCCAGCUGGCUUGGGCGACAACUUGGAAGGUUGGAUGUGGCUACGUCAAGUACCCUUCGGGUUCGGCUCUUCGUUUUGAGAAGCUUUACACCUGUGCCUACGGCCCUGGUGGAAAUGUGCGAGGCGAAGAAGUUUACAAAGUUGGGACACCCUGCUCCGACUGCCCGGAAGGCACUUGCUGUGGAGGAUCGUGUCGGAGAUACGGGAUCACUCCGAUUCACAAUGGCUUGUGCAAGGUGGUCGACGAUGGGCCAGGUGUUCUCUUGGACGACGAAGACAAUUUGGUGUUCAGCUGCUUGUUCAACAAAGUCACUUCGCAUUGGUGCACCUUCCAAAGUGAACCGUUGAACGGUUGGACGACGAAGAGGUUCUUCGCAACUGGUUACGCCGAAUCCGUGCUCGAGGCUGGCCAGAGUGCGGAGAUGACCUUCGAGCGACCUAUCCAAUCGAGCAAUGGCCGGUUGUGCGUCGAGGUGGAGUACAAUAAGGGUCCCAACGUAGCCGGCACGCCCGAUCGCGGACUGUUCAACCUCGUUGUGACACCUGUUGAUCGGCCGGAGCGCCAGAGGACCAUCAACUUGUCCGGAGGAGCUACAAAUAUCAUGCGCAUGCUGAUUACGCUCAACUAUAACGUUGGCGUAAAGAUUGGCUUCUCAUUCGUGGUGCCAGGAGGAAGCCCGGCCCAGUACGUCAACAUUCACAAGGUUGCCAUUUACGAGAAAGCUUGCUCUGAGUGACGUGGUUAAUGUGCCACCUUCUCGAAUAAACAACUUUGUUCUGUUAUCCAAA
Molecule: messenger RNA, 1502 nt
Organism: Rhipicephalus sanguineus (brown dog tick)
Lineage: Eukaryota; Metazoa; Arthropoda; Arachnida; Ixodida; Ixodidae
Product: CRISP/Allergen/PR-1
Exons: 9
Coding region: 131-1450 (439 amino acids)
Source: RefSeq, a predicted model, not a curated record